UCUCCUCCCGCCCCUCUGUGGAGUGAGGCGAGAGCCCCGCACAGAGCGAGAGAGAGAGAGAGACAGAAGCUGAGCUUCGGGCGCUGCCGCCGCCGCCGGGGAGAGCGUGAGAGCGAGUGAACGAGCGAGCAUCCGAGAGACCCGGCACCCGUGCACUGGCCGCCGCCGAGACCUUCGCCGCAGCCCGGGCCAUCGGGAGCCGCGGCCGCCGUCGGCUCCCCCCCUUACCUUCCCCGCCGGCAGCGGCUGCUGCACACGCCGAAGCCGGAGCCCCAGCCAGAGCCGGAGCCGGAGCCCGAACCGGAGCCCGCGGCCGGGGGGCAGGGAGGCGGCUGCCGCGCGUCCGGACUCGUAGCUGCUCAGCCGGGAGAGGACGCCCGCGAGGGGCUGGGCUUUCUGCCUCGUCCCGGACUGUGGGACGAAGGACCCCCCGAGGUGUAGGGAGGGGGUCCCGGCCGCCGCGACACAUGCGGGAGCCGGGAGCGGGGGCGGCGCCGAUCCGAGCCCGCCGGGUCCCCAGCCUUGCCGCUGUCCACACCGGCCGCCCGGGGCCGUAGCAUCCCAUAGCGGAGUGUAUGAACCGGGGCCCCCAGCCCAGGAGACACCUCCGGGCCGGGGGGGCGGGGACCCCGAUGUGAAACGGUCGCGACGGCGUGGUGAGCGGCCCCGGCGCCGCUGUCCUCUCCUUCCCCUCCCCUCCCCUCCACCCCCUCUGGGGGGGCUUCUCCUUGGGCCUGCCGCCGCACCCGGGCUCCUCGGCGGGACUCCAGGAGUUCUCGGCGCCCCCUCCCCGCCCCAGCCCCCCAGGGCGGCGGGGCCGGGGGGGACCUGGGGGGCCGGCUGCAGCCUCCGCCCAGAGGAAACUUUACCCAAACAAAAUCUUCGAGCUUUCUGAUCGUGACUGUCCCGGGACAAGUGGCCCAGGACGGGCUGAAGCCACCACAGCCUGCAGGGACCCAGGAAGAGAAAAAGCGGUGAGCGAGCGGGGCUGCCGCCGCCGCCUCUAUCCCAGCAGCGCGGAAGAGACCCGGGUAGCUGCUUGGUGGAGCGACGCUAGCACCGCUUCUUCCUCAGUUCCGCGCCUAGCCAGCCUUCCGCAGCUGCCUGCCUCAGCCCAAAGGAGGAAGGGAGCCAGCCACAUUGUCAGCGCCACCGCUCGACUCUGAAGCGAAAUCUCAGCUAUCAACGAGACUUUUAAAAGGCUCUCUAAAUAUUUGGUACGAGAAUUUCUUCUCUUUAUAUCUUUUGUGAUCCCUCUACACAUUGUGUCUAGACAAUCAGAACGAAAACUUCUGUUUGAAGUUGCCUCUAAUUAAGAAUUUGAAUGUGAAAACCUUUGCAUCUUCUGAUAGUCUAGCCAAGGUCCAAGAAGUAGCAAGCUGGCUUUUGGAAAUGAAUCAGGAACUGCUCUCUGUGGGCAGCAAAAGACGACGAACUGGAGGCUCUCUGAGAGGGAAUGCUUCCUCAAGCCAGGCUGAUGAGGAACAGAUGAACCGCGUGGUUGAAGAGGAUCCACAGCAGCAAUCGAGACAUCCUGAGGAGGAGCACACUGCGCGGAAUGGUGAACUUGUGGGUGCAGACCCUAGGCCUGGAGACCAGAACGAUUCCCAGCAAGGACAAGUGGAGGAAAAUAAUAACCGCUUUAUUUCAGUAGAUGAGGACUCUUCGGGAAACCAGGAAGAGCAAGAGGAAGAGGAAGAGCAUGCUGGGGAACAGGAGGAGGAGGAGGAGGAGGAGGAAGAGGAGGAGGAGAUGGACCAGGAGAGUGAUGAUUUUGAUCCGUCUGAUGACAGUAGCAGAGAAGAUGAACAUACGCACAAUAGCAAUGUCACAAACUGCAGUAGUGUCUCGGACCUGCCCGUUCACCAGCUCUCCUCUCCAUUCUAUACAAAGACAACAAAAAUGAAAAGAAAGUUGGACCAUGGUUCUGAGGUUCGUUCCUUUUCUUUGGGAAAGAAGCCAUGCAAAGUCUCAGAUUAUACCAGUACCACUGGCCUUGUACCAUGUUCAGCAACACCAACAACUUUUGGGGACCUGAGAGCAGCCAAUGGGCAAGGGCAGCAGCGGCGGAGGAUUACAUCUGUCCAACCACCCACAGGCCUUCAAGAGUGGCUGAAAAUGUUUCAGAGCUGGAGCGGACCAGAGAAGUUGCUGGCUUUAGAUGAGCUCAUUGACAGCUGUGAACCAACACAAGUGAAGCAUAUGAUGCAAGUGAUAGAGCCCCAGUUCCAGCGAGACUUCAUCUCCUUGCUUCCUAAAGAGUUGGCACUCUAUGUGCUUUCAUUCCUGGAACCCAAAGACCUGCUGCAAGCGGCUCAGACUUGUCGAUACUGGAGAAUUUUGGCUGAGGAUAACCUUCUCUGGAGAGAGAAAUGUAAAGAAGAGGGGAUUGAUGAACCGUUGCACAUCAAGAGAAGAAAAAUAAUAAAACCAGGUUUCAUACACAGCCCAUGGAAGAGUGCGUAUAUCAGACAGCACAGAAUUGAUACAAACUGGAGACGAGGAGAACUCAAAUCUCCUAAGGUGCUGAAAGGGCACGAUGACCAUGUGAUCACAUGCCUACAGUUUUGUGGCAACCGCAUAGUUAGUGGUUCUGAUGACAACACUUUAAAAGUUUGGUCAGCGGUCACGGGCAAGUGUCUGAGAACGUUAGUGGGACAUACAGGUGGAGUGUGGUCAUCACAGAUGAGAGACAAUAUCAUCAUCAGUGGAUCGACUGACCGGACUCUCAAAGUGUGGAAUGCUGAGACUGGAGAGUGUAUACAUACUUUAUAUGGGCACACUUCUACUGUACGGUGUAUGCAUCUCCAUGAAAAAAGGGUUGUGAGCGGUUCUCGAGAUGCCACUCUCAGGGUUUGGGAUAUUGAGACCGGCCAGUGUUUACACGUCCUGAUGGGUCACGUAGCAGCGGUCCGCUGCGUUCAGUAUGAUGGCAGGAGGGUUGUUAGUGGAGCAUAUGAUUUUAUGGUGAAGGUGUGGGAUCCAGAGACUGAGACCUGUCUACACACGUUACAGGGACACACUAAUAGAGUCUAUUCAUUACAGUUUGACGGCAUCCAUGUGGUGAGUGGAUCUCUUGAUACAUCAAUCCGCGUCUGGGAUGUGGAGACAGGGAAUUGUAUUCACACGCUAACAGGACACCAGUCAUUAACAAGUGGAAUGGAACUCAAAGACAAUAUUCUUGUCUCUGGGAAUGCAGAUUCUACAGUUAAGAUCUGGGAUAUCAAAACAGGACAGUGUUUACAAACAUUGCAAGGUCCCAGCAAGCAUCAGAGCGCUGUGACCUGCUUACAGUUCAACAAGAACUUCGUAAUUACCAGCUCAGACGACGGAACGGUCAAACUCUGGGACUUGAAAACGGGUGAAUUUAUCCGAAACCUCGUCACAUUGGAGAGUGGGGGGAGCGGGGGAGUUGUGUGGCGGAUCAGGGCCUCAAACACAAAGCUGGUGUGUGCAGUCGGGAGUCGGAAUGGAACUGAGGAAACCAAGCUCCUGGUGCUGGACUUUGAUGUGGACAUGAAAUGAAAAGCAGACAUGAUGAAUUUUGUCCAACUGUGUAGACAAUAUACUCCCUACCCUUCCCCCUGCGCAAAAAACAAAAACAAACAAAAAAAUGAAAAAAAAAAACCAGAAAAAAAAAGAGAAAAAAGAAAAGGAAAAAAAUCCCUUGUACUCAGUGGUGCAGGAUGUUGGCUUGGGACAACAGACUGAAAAGACCUACAGACUAAGAAGGUAAGAAGAGACAAGAGACCGUAACUGACAGGAGGCGGCAGCUGUCGCAUCUCGAAAAGGCCUCACUUGUGACUGAGGGGCAGCUUGGCAAGACGACUCUCUAAAUCCAACCAGGUGCAAUUAUUCUUUGUUUUCUUCUCCAGUGGUCAUUGGGCAGAGCUACAUCAGCGUUGUUACCGUCACCUAGAAAGGAGUGGCAGUAAUAUCCAAACACGGGCUGCUUAUCUUCUAAUCAGAGAGCAUCUGCAACAAAACAUCAUUUUUCUGAAGUGGAAAAGCUUAAAACAAUUACUGUGAAUUGUUUUUGUACAGUUAUCAUGAAGCUUUCUUUUUUCUCUUUUUUCUGUUUCUUUUCUUUUUUUUUGCCAACCAUUGCCAAUGUCAAUCAAUCACAGUAUUAGCCUCUGUUAAUCUCUUUACUGUUGCUUCUAUAUACACUCUUCAAUGCAUAUGUUGCUCAAAGGUGGCAAGUUGUCCUGGGUUGGUGAGUCCUGAGAUGGAUAUAAUUCUUGAUGCUGGUGCUAGAAGUAGGUCUUCAAAUCCGGGGUCGUUGUCCCACCCCUGUACUGUACUCCCAGUGGCCAAACUUAUUUAUGCUGCUAAAUGAAAGAAAGAAAAAGCAAAUUAUUUUUUUUUUAUUUUUUUUCUGCUGUGACGUUUUAGUCCCAGACUGAAUUCCAAAUUUGCUCUAGUUUGGUUACAGAAAAAAAGACUUUUUUGCCACUGAAACUUGAGCCAUCUGUGCCUCUAAGAGGCUGAGAAUGGAAAAGUUUCAGAUAAUAAAGAGUGAAGUUUGCCUGCAAAUAAAGAAUUGAGAGUGUGUGCAAAGCUUAUUUUCUUUUAUCUGGGCAAAAAUUAAAACACAUUCCUUGGGACAGAGCCUGAGGUGCCUGUUCUGUGGAGAAACUUCUUUUUGAGGGCUGUGGUGAAUGGAAGAAAAUACAUAGUAAAACUGACAAGAUAUUUUAAAGAUAUAUAAAACACAAAGGAAAAGGAAGUUGCUGGUCAGUCGUAGCAUCUUACAGUAUUGGGGAAAACAACUGUUACAGUUUCAUUGCUCUGAGUGACUGACGUGAGAGGAAUUCGCUCUGCAGUGACACUCUGUCACUCGCCUACCAGCUCGAUGAGCGAGCGGGAGUCAGAUGGUCCGCCUCAUUCACCAGGAGCCGUAACUCAAGCUGAACUGUGAAAGUGGUUAACACUGUAUCCUAGGCCGUCUUUUUUUUCCUCCUCCUGUUUAUUUUUUGUUUGUUUUAUUUAUAGUCUGAUUUAAAACAAUCAGAUUCAAGUUGGUUAAUUUUAGUUAUGUAACAACCUGACGUGAUGGAGGAAAACAACCUGUAAAGGGAUUGUGUCUAUGGUUUGAUUCACUUAGAAAUUUUAUUUUCUUAUAACUUAAGUGCAAUAAAAUGUGUUUUUUCAUGUUA
Molecule: messenger RNA, 5159 nt
Organism: Mus caroli (Ryukyu mouse)
Lineage: Eukaryota; Metazoa; Chordata; Mammalia; Rodentia; Muridae
Gene: Fbxw7
Product: F-box and WD repeat domain containing 7
Biological process (GO): proteasome-mediated ubiquitin-dependent protein catabolic process; ubiquitin recycling
Cellular component (GO): nucleus; cytoplasm
Molecular function (GO): ubiquitin binding
Source: RefSeq, a predicted model, not a curated record